Molecule: messenger RNA, 2292 nt
Organism: Pelmatolapia mariae (spotted tilapia)
Lineage: Eukaryota; Metazoa; Chordata; Actinopteri; Cichliformes; Cichlidae
Gene: rerg
Product: RAS-like, estrogen-regulated, growth inhibitor
Exons: 5
Coding region: 429-1031 (200 amino acids)
Molecular function (GO): GTPase activity; GTP binding
Source: RefSeq, a predicted model, not a curated record
GGUCAGAGGCAGCAGAGUGUCGGGAACUCCAGCAGUUCCUCUCUAUAUAUUUCCACUGAGGCUCUGUUUUUGGGAUUCAUUCAUCCCCGUCAGAGCUGCUGCUCGGUCCGCCCGGACAGGAUCUCCUCGUCCAUCCACCCGUCCAUACACCUAUCCGUGUUCACCUCCCCCUCUGCCCAGAGGUGCGCAGCGUCCGCAUCUGCACCUCAGAAGGUCAGACACAUUAUUUUCGAUCAUCGGACCUGUCAACUUUUUUCUUUCUUUUUUUCCUCUCUUUCCUCCCAUUUCUGUCCUCUUGAUUUCAUCACCGGAGGAAUUACUACUGAAUUCAGCGGUCACCGACGCUGCUUCCUGGAUGGAGGAUGUUUGGGGCUGACCUCGGAGAUCACUGACUGGCUCGCUGAGUUUCUCUCGUCACAGCUGCUGUCAUGGCCAAAAGCCCGGAGGUGAAGCUGGCCGUCUUCGGCAGAGCCGGGGUGGGAAAGUCAGCUCUGGUGGUGAGAUUUCUGACCAGACGCUUCAUCUGGGAGUAUGACCCCACACUUGAAUCAACAUAUCGUCAUCAAGCCAAUAUCGACGAUGAGGCUGUCACCAUGGAGAUUCUGGACACUGCAGGCCAGGAGGACAUCCAGCAGAGGGAGGGUCACAUGCGUUGGGGUGACGGCUUUGUCCUUGUGUAUGACAUCACGGAUCGGGGAAGCUUUGAGGAGGUGGGGCCGCUCCGAAGCCUCCUAGAGGAGGUGAAGAAACCGAAGAACGUUCCUCUGGUUCUGGUGGGCAACAAGUCUGACCUGGACCACGUCCGGCAAGUCGGCACAGAGGAAGGAGAGCGGCUGGCAGCCGAAAUGGCGUGUGCCUUCUACGAAUGCUCUGCCUGUGCCGACGAGGGCGGCGCUGUGGCCGAGGCUUUCCACGAGCUCUGCAGAGAGGUGAGACGCCGCAAGGCUGUUCAGGGAAAAGCCAGACGCCGCAGCUCCACCACUCAUGUCAAACAGGCCAUCAACAAGAUGCUGACCAAGAUCAGCAGCUAGGGAAGAGCCAUGCUACCGCCUGAUGACAGGAACAAAAAUUGCUUUUCUCGCUGAAAUGUUUUGGACCAUCAGUGGACGAUGACUGAUUUAAGUGUGAAAUGUGUUUUUCUGUUAUUCUCUAAUUGUUAUUCGAUGAAAAAAAAUAAAAUCCAAGUGCACUGUCUUUUCAGGCUGUAAGAGACAGUUAAUGACACUUGGCUUGGGAGCCAUAAAAGAUGAUUUCUCAUUAAAAAAAAAAAAAAAUUGAAAUGCUUUUAGAUUGAGAUGACAGACAUUGAUGAGUCAUGUCGACUAGCUAAGAUCACAAAGGAUCAGGAACAUGGCAAGGUUCUUGAUUUUUUUUUUUCUUUUAUUCUUUCAUCAAACAAACUGACAUAUUAAACAAACCAGAGGGUAUCCAGAAAAUGAUUCAUGCAAGCUCUCCUAUUUAACAUGCAGGGAAUCCAAAACUUUGACAUUGCACAGUAAGAUUUAGAGUUUCCUGCUUCUAUCUCAUGUGUAGGGGCUGUUGUACUAUUCUGUCAGCAGCAGUCAAAGAACUUCAGGAGCAGAGGACUCCUUUUAGAUAAACGUAGAUCUACUGUGUUUCACUCAUUUCGGUUCCAGACAGAUCUACAAAGCUGUCCGUCUCUGUCUUGCAAGCAAUCCUUACGAUCAAGUCUACUAUGUUCCUUUGACAUUAGCUGUCAGGGUGUGUGUGUGUUUGUCCAGGACUCGUGAACUGAACAUUUUUCCCUCAAGGAACCCAAAGCACCGCAGGUUUGGAACGUCUUAAAGCUAAUAUGCAUACAAUAUCUGUUGUUUUCUCUAAAUCAGGGGUGUCCAACUCCAGGCCUCAAUGGCCGGUAUCCUGCAGGUUUUAGAUCUCACCCUGGCUCAACACACCUGAAUCACAUGAUUAGUUUAUUACCAGGCCUCUGGAGAACUUCAAGACAUGUUGAGGAGGUCAUUUAGCCAUUUGAAUCAGCUGUGUUGGAUCAAGGACACGUCUAAAACCUGCAGGACACCGGCCCUCGAGGCCUGGAGUUGGACACCCCUGCUCUAAACAAAAGGAAGCAACAUCACAUACUUGGGAUGUUCUUCACGGCGAUAAUGUUAAUACUGUAAACUACAGCAUGCUCGACAGAAUAUAUAGCCUUAAGCACUGCUGUGUGUACAGAACCAAGAGUCAUCUAUAAUAGAAUAUACUGUAAUUGUAGAAAUGUGAUAUCUAUGUGAACUUCUCUGAUGAAACUAAUCAGCUGUGCACUUACAAUAAAAG